Medioppia subpectinata is the source of this 419-nucleotide messenger RNA. The record is from the annotation of a GenBank genome assembly. NCBI's taxonomy places the organism in Eukaryota, Metazoa, Arthropoda, Arachnida, Sarcoptiformes, Oppiidae.
UUUUAUUCCGAAUACUGUAUUUAAAGAUAAUAUGGUAAAUCUUUAAUUUAAUUAUAAUUAGUGUUUCAUUUGACGACAAAAUGAUAGGAAAGGUAGCUUUGAUUACAGGUUCCUCUUCUGGUAUCGGCGCCGCUAUAGCCAUAAAGUUGUGGUCUUUGGGCGCGAAUGUAGUCAUCACUGGAAGGAAUGAGAAACGAAUCCAAGAAGUGGUCAACAAAUGCCAGAAUCGGGACAAUCAGAGAGCGCUUGAAGUGAGGGCUGACUUAUUGGUGGACAAAGAUAUCGAGCAAUUAGUGGCGAAGACUAUCAAAGAGUUCGGCAAAAUUGAUAUUCUGGUCAAUAACGCCGGUAUCGGAACUACUGUCCAAUUAAAUGAUCAAAAAUACAUCGAAACCUUUGACGAGAUUUUUAAGACUAAU